CGGAAGCUGGUACCGGAACCAACCGCCUUAACCUCGCGCUGUGGAGGUUUCUAUGGUUAGGUUGAAGACGAGUUUACAAACAGGGAACAACACCAGAGAUUAAGCUUAAAAAACACCAACACGGAGCGUAAAGAAGCGACGAAAUGCCGCACAAUUUCCGACCCGGGGAUCUCGUCUUCGCGAAAAUGAAGGGCUACCCGCACUGGCCGGCUCGGAUUGAAGAUGUGGCUGAAGGGGCUGUAAAACCGCCACCUAAUAAAAUCCCGAUCUUUUUCUUUGGCACUCAUGAGACAGCCUUCCUUGCACCAAAGGACCUCUUUGCUUAUGAGAAGUACCAGGACCGGUAUGGAAAGCCAAACAAAAGGAAAGGUUUUAAUGAAGGAUUGUGGGAAAUACAAAACAAUCCACAUGCGUCAUACACAGCACCAGCUCCUGCCAGCUCAUCUGAGAGUGAGGACAACGAACCUGCAGCAGGAAGUGAUGCACAAGAAGAUGAAGAGGUGGUGGUACCAAGUAAAGCCGAAUCAGGAAGUGAGGAAUCUGACUCUGGAAGUGAAGAACAGGGCAGAGGAGCAGUGAAACGGAAAGCUCCAGCAUCUAAGCGACCGCCAGCGAAAAGAGGGAGAGCAUCAUCUAGUGAGCGAGAUGAAGAAGAAAGUGUCUCUGUCUCGGAGCCAGAGCCUUCCCCCAGCUCUGAAUCAGAAUCUGGCAAAAACAGUGACCAGGAUUUUACUCCACAGAAGGAGUCGAGUGGCCGGGGAGGUAGGAAACCUGCAGGAAGAGGCAGGAGGAAGAAACCGCCCUCAGAUUCUGAGUCAGACUCAGGAUCACGGUCUGAUCAUAAGCGCGACAGAAGUGAUUCUGAGGAUGUGAAGCCACGGCCGGCCAUCUCUGGAUCUGAAUCUCAGUCUGGAUCCAAGUCAGAGUCUGAAUCAGAUCCUCCACCCAAGAAAGCUCCACAGGCACGCAAGAAAGAAAAACCACCACAGAAGGCACGUGCAAGAAAGCCCAAACCAGCACCGGAAAAAGCUCCUUCCUCACCUUCAGGCAGUGACAGUGACAGUGAUUCAGAUCAAAUCAGCGACUGGAAGAAACGAGACGAACAGCGGCGACGGGAGCUGGAGGAGCGCAGGAAGAAGGAGGAGGCAGAGGAGCUUCGCCGGUUAAGGGAGCGAGAGAAAGAAGAGGACGAGAAAAAGAAGAAGGAAAAAGAGAGCAAAGGACGGAAAGAGGAUGACAGCAGCAAUAGUAGCAGCAGCAGUAGCUCAGACGAAGGCGCAGACGACCAUCCUCUCAAGAAGUCCAAGAAACCACCACCACCUCCUAUCCCUGCACCAUCAGACUCUGAUUCACCAGCACCCACUGAGGUAAAAAAGACAGCUAAACGUCAAGAUGGCCAGAAAGGCAGACAAAAGAAAGAGGUAAAAGAGAAAAGGGAGAGGAAGGAGAAGAAGAUGCAGCGAUCCGAGGAGAAACACAGAGCAAGUUCUAAAUCCGAGAAGCCAAAACGACGAUCUGAGCGUCCACCUGAGAAAAGGGUCGAGAAGAAAAAAGAGCCAUCUCCAGAAGAGAAGCUCCAAAAGCUGCACACAGACAUUAAGUUUGCACUGAAGGUGGACAACCCUGACAUUGAGAAAUGUUUACAGGCCUUAGAGGAGUUGAGCGCUGUACCAGUCACAAGUCAGAUACUGCAAAAGCACUCUGAUGUCAUCACCACACUCAAAAAGAUUCGCAGAUACAAGGCCAGCAGUGCAGUAAUGGAAAAGGCUACGGAGGUCUACAACAAGUUAAAACUCCAGUUUGUUGGGAAGUUGGAGCCAAAUAAACCAAAACCACAGGAGAAAGGAGAGGGGGAGAUUAAAACUGAACCACAGAACACAGAUACCAAACCGGUGAAUGGAGAGUCGGAAGCUGAGAAAAAGGACAUGUCUGAAGGUGAAUCUAAGGAUCCAAUGUAUCCAGAGCAGGAGGAGGAAAGUGACCACAAAUCACAAAACAAUGAGAGGCCUGGAGCGGACAGCCCUGCUGAGCAGCACUCACAGAUGACGGAGGAAACAGAUCACACGUCAACAGCAGACACAGAGCCUCCACUACAAAGCUAAAGACCUGAACUGCUCUUUUCUUAGCUGAACUGAGAAUUUGGUCAUUGAUUUGUGUACUUUGUGAAGACGUUCUCCUUACUUGAGACCUCAUCGCUCUUUUACACAUGUACACGCUCUGACUCUUUCCUUACAUUCGUGUCGGUUUUGUCUACCAUUUAUAAACACCUGUUAUGAUGUUGUAUAUAGAAUUAUACAAAAGUUAUGCCCAGUAAGAACAAGGUCAGCAAGAGCCUUGUUUGUGUUCAGUGUGGCAAUGACCCUGCGCUAAAUGAUGUUUAGUCGUAGUGAUGGAGUCAAUGUUAUUUAAAAAUGCUGAUAUUUAAAAGAAAUGUCCAGGCCCUGAUAUGUGUGAAAAUGGUGUCUUUGGUACUUAGUAGGCCACCUUUUGUUAACCAGACUCCAUCCCUUUUUUUCUUUUUUGUAUAUAAAAAGAAAACAAAAAAACAAAUACUUUUUUCAUUAACCGAAACAAUAUGUAAAUUGAGCCACACAGCAGGAGUUAAUGAACUAUUUUCAUACAGUAGUGCACCCGAAUUUUAACCAACAUGCAGUAUGAUUUAGUGAUAAGGGGCUUAAUUCUAAAUUCUACAGAGUGGUCCUGCUGUCUGUCCAGUCUUCUCAUUAUUAAUUCUAUGUCUGACGCUUGUCUUGCGUGUAUAGAUGUUUUUAGUGCAAAUGUAAACUGGUCAGACCAUUUUUACCACUGAUGGACAUGGAAAUAAACGUCAGCAUGGUGGCCCUAAUAAUUCCAUUUA
This is a messenger RNA of Tachysurus fulvidraco (yellow catfish), 2857 nucleotides long. It is a transcript of the gene hdgfl2, whose product is annotated as HDGF like 2. The record is from RefSeq and is a predicted model, not a curated record. Bases 144 to 2102 code for a protein of 652 amino acids. The transcript is spliced from 16 exons. Gene Ontology annotation, biological process: regulation of transcription by RNA polymerase II. Lineage: Eukaryota; Metazoa; Chordata; Actinopteri; Siluriformes; Bagridae. Gene Ontology annotation, cellular component: nucleus. Gene Ontology annotation, molecular function: double-stranded DNA binding; transcription coregulator activity.